UCAACUGAUGCAACAACAACUGAAUACAUCACAAGUCCUGAACCAACAACUACAACUGAAUCAUCGACAUCAACAGCUCAACUUGAGACUACAGUGCUAGAAACAACCACAGUACAAACCAGUACAACCACUGAACCUCCAACAUCAACUACAGAACAAGUAACAACCCUGCUUACAACCACCUCAACUGAUGCAACAACUACUGAAUACAUCACAAGUCCUGAACCAACAACUACAACUGAAUCAUCGACAUCAACAGCUCAACUUGAGACUACAGUGCUAGAAACAACCACAGUACAAACAAGUACAAUCACUGAACCUCCAACAUCAACUACAGAACAAGCAACAACCCUGUUUACAACCACCUCAACUGAUGCAACAACAACUGAAGUCAUCACAAGUCCUGACCCAACAACUACAACUGAAUCAUCGACAUCAACAGCUCAACUUGAGACUACAGUGCAAGAAACAACCACAGUACAAACAAGUACAACCACUGAAUCUCCAACAUCAACUACAGAACAAGUAACAACCCUGCUUACAACCACCUCAACUGAUGCAACAACAACUGAAUACAUCACAAGUCCUGAACCAACAACUACAACUGAAUCAUCGACAUCAACAGCUCAACUUGAGACUACAGUGCUAGAAACAACCACAGUACAAACCAGUACAACCACUGAACCUCCAACAUCAACUACAGAACAAGUAACAACCCUGCUUACAACCAUCUCAACUGAUGCAACAACUACUGAAGUCAUCACAAGUCCUGAACCAACAACUACUACUGAAUUAUCAACAUCAACAGCUCGACUUAACACUACAGUGCAAGAAACAAGCACAGUGGAAACCAGUACAACCACUGAACCUCCAACAUCAACUACAGAACAAGUAACAACCCUGCUUACAACCACCUCAACUGAUGCAACAACAACUGAAUACAUCACAAGUCCUGAACCAACAACUACAACUGAAUCACCAACAACUCCAUUUCCAACUACAGCGCAGGAAACAACAACUGUAGAAUCUGCAUCGACCUCCACAGAAUUAACAAGUCAUGUAACGACUAUAACAACAACAGUUACACCACAAACAGAGAUGGAAGGAUACCUUUAUCUCCGCUUCAGACUGGUUCGGAAUUACAUUGCCACAUAUAAUGAUCCAAACUCAGCCGAUUUUCAGAAUUUGGCCAAAGAAGUAAUAAAUGAGGUCAGUACAAUAUUCGCACAGAAAUACCCAGUGAUUUUCAGAAGAUGUGAGAUCCUCAAAUUUUGGCCUGGCUCUACUGGAACAGAUUCUCAGUUGGUUUUCCAAAAUCAGAGUGUAGUACCAACACUAACAAAUGCAACAGAGACACUACAGCAAGCUGUGAAUGCAUCCAACCCUUUACAAAUUAUUGUUCAAACUAUUGAAAUUGAAUUAAAUUCAAGUGACUUUGCCACAUACACAACACAACCAACAACAUAUGGGACAACACUGGAAGACACAACAACCACACAAGCAUCAACAACCUCUGUUCAGGUCACAACAACAACUUCUGAACUCCUGACAAGUUCUUUACCAACUACCAGUCAGGCACCAACAACAUUACUUGAGACAACUUCUGAGAUUCCCACAAGUUCUGUACCAACUACAACUCAGCUAUCAACAACAUUACCUGAGACAACUUCUGAGAUCCCCACAAGUUCUGUACCAACUACAACUCCGCUAUCAACAACAUUACCUGAAACAACUUCUGUGAUUCUCACAAGUUCUGUAGUAACUACAACUCAGGAAACAACAUUGUCUGAGACAACAACUGAAAUGGUCACAACUUCUGUACCAUCUACAACUCAGGCAACAUCUUUACCCGAGAUAACUUCUGAACUCCUGACAAGUUCUGUACCAACUACCACUCAGGCACCAACAACAUUACUUGAUACAACUUCUGAGAUCCCCACAACUACAACUCAGCUAUCAACAACAUUACCUGAGACAACUUCUGUGGUCUUCACAAGUCCUGUAGUAACAACAACUCAGGAAACAACAUUGCCUGAGACAACAACUGAAAUGGUCACAACUUCUGUACCAUCUACAACUCAGGCAACAUCUUUACCCGAGACAACAACUGAACUCCUGACAAGUUCUGUACCAACUACCACUCAGGCACCAACAACAUUACUUGAGACAACUUCUGAGAUGCCCACAAGUUCUGUACCAACUACAACUGAGCUAUCUACAACAUUAUCUGAGACAACUUCUGUGAUUCUCACAAGUUCUGUACCAACUACCACUCAGGUACCAACUACAACUCUACUAUCAACAACAUUACCUGAAACAACUUCUGUGGUCCUCACAAGUUCUGUACCUACUACAACUCAGGAAACAACAUUACCUGAGACAACAUCUGUAGUCCUCACAAGUUCUGUCACAACAACAACUCAGGCACCGACAACAUUACCUGAGACAACUUCUGUAGUCCACACAAGUCCUUUACCAACAUCAUCUCAGUCACCAUCACCUAUGACAACUACAGUGCCUGAAACAACAACAGUAUUCUCCAGAACAACAACUGUAGCUGAAUCAUCUACACCUCCAACAGUUUCUACCAGUGCCUCAACAACAUCACCAUUACCUGCUUCCACCACUACAAGAACUACAACUACAUUCCCAACAACAGGGUCUUCACCUACAACCACAGUAUUUCGCACUUUGUUUCCGUCAUUAAGUACACAACAGUCACUGACAAGUACAACCCAGACAUCUACAGAGCUAGCAACUACAACAACCACCACAAGUCAAGCUUCAUCUACAACACUGAAGCAACUGAUCACUACUGCAAACUUGGGAACUACUAUACAAGCUUCAACAACUACCACUUUAACUUCCACUACUACAACUGUCUCAACUACAACAGCAUCUAACUAUCCACCAUUGCCAAAUGAAGGAUACCUUUAUCUACAGUUCAGGAUGAUCAGAAUCUUCAUCCCAGCAUAUAAUGAUCCAACUACCAAUGAAUAUAAGUCACUGGAAUCAAAUGUAACGACUGAGUUAAAUAGAGGAUACAAAAUAAUGUACCCUCGCACAUUCCGAAGAUGCAUAGUCAUUGGCUUUUGGUCGGGCUCUGUUGGUGUGACUACUCAAUUGAUCUUUGACAACCAGACAGUGGUGCCCAAUAUAACGGACACAGAAAAAUCUCUGCAAACAGCAAUUAACUCCUCCAAUGUCUUCUUAAAUAUCAUUGAAACCAGUAUUCAAGCUGAUGUAAAACUAGACACGUCAACAACUGCCAACGCUGGAACUACAACCAUGACCACAAUCACCACAACACAAACAACUACAAGAGCACCGACUAGUCAAACUGCUGCCCAGACUACGUCCAACAGUGCAACGGCAAGAAACCGACCCAAAGACGUGGUCACCUUACUUCUCCCUCUCAUCCUCAUUUACUUCCUUCUAACAGAGCUAAGAGUAUAACACAAAUAAAUGCAUCUCUAAAUAGAACGCCAGCAUUAAAAUCAGAAUAAAAUCUACUGUUAGCCAAUUAUAUAUAAAUGUGUUAAUAAAAAAACACUUCAAUAAAUAAAACACAGGCAAUAAUACUGAUCUGCAUUUUAAACACAUUCUAUAGUUGGACUUUAUGUUUCUGUAGUUAAAAUAUCUUUUCUCUGUAAUAAUUAAAUUAGUAAUCAAUUUAUAAAAUAAUGCAAUACUGUUCUGCUUUUUUUAUUUUAAUAGGUUCUCAAACAUUUAUUUUUUUAUGAAUUUAUUAAAUGAACUGUAAUGUAAUUUCUAAUUUUCUGUAACAAUCAAAUAACUGUAAUUUGAAUGUAAAUUGUGAAUAUCUUAUUGUGUUAAAUAGAUUAAUUUAAAAAUUGUAUAAUUUAAGAGCAUUUUGUGGGACUUUCUUCUGCUUCUUGCAGAAUAAUUUAUUUAUUAUAAAUAGUCUAAUAUUUUUAAUCAGUAUGCAUCUUUAAAUGUUUUGCACUUAUUUAAUUAAAUGUAAUUAAAUGCAUAAGGUUUGCACAUUUAUCUGUUUUGAGUCUUCCAAUCAUUCUGUGUUAAAUAAAAAUAUAUUUUAAAUAAUAUAAA
Molecule: messenger RNA, 4071 nt
Organism: Astyanax mexicanus (Mexican tetra)
Lineage: Eukaryota; Metazoa; Chordata; Actinopteri; Characiformes; Acestrorhamphidae
Product: mucin-5AC
Exons: 7
Coding region: 1099-3456 (785 amino acids)
Source: RefSeq, a predicted model, not a curated record